This is a messenger RNA of Lytechinus pictus (painted urchin), 4078 nucleotides long. Its product is annotated as bifunctional epoxide hydrolase 2-like. Bases 155 to 1975 code for a protein of 606 amino acids. The transcript is spliced from 19 exons. The record is from RefSeq and is a predicted model, not a curated record. NCBI's taxonomy places the organism in Eukaryota, Metazoa, Echinodermata, Echinoidea, Temnopleuroida, Toxopneustidae. Gene Ontology annotation, molecular function: catalytic activity.
GAUCGCUUAAGCAAACACGUGCAUUUGUUGUCUUGUUUAUUUGAGGUAUACCUUUAUUUGAUGAGAUCGGAUGCGAUGCAAUUAAUGCGAUGCGGACUCGACUAUAACCCCUCACUUACUUUUUCAUGCGUAACAAUAGGGAUUUUGCGAUGCCAUGACUCUGCAAAUUGUAAGGACUGUGCUUCUUUCCAAGGGCAAAAGUACGCGAGUUGUGCAAUUCUUACCAAUAACACAAAAACACUGCUCAUUUUGGACCGAUAGACCAUUUUCAUCAACAUCAAGAAUGACACAAAAUUCGAAGAAAAAGGCCGUGUUAUUUGACCUGGGAGGUGUCCUGUUUGAGCCGCCGCAGAAUGCCCUUCGAAAGUACGGAGAACAACUAGGAUUGCCCGGUUCUUUUCUAGAGAAAGCCAUGAUCAGAGGAAGGCCUGAUAAUGCUUUCUGUCGGAUGGAACGAGGGGAAUCUACUGCAAGACAGUUUGCAGAAGAGUUCAACAAGGAUUGUCAGGAUCUGUCCAAGGAAGAGGGCCAAGAGCUUCCCAAAGAGUUCAAUGCCAGCAGCAUGUUUGAUACCUUCAUGAAUAUUAAGAUGGUCCCACAAAUGCUGAAUGCUGUCACUGUCCUUAAGCAAAAUGGCAUAAAAACAGCGGCAGUUACCAACAACUAUAUUGAUGAUCGAGAGAAGAAUUCAGUAGGUGCUGGGGUCAUGACGGCUCUUAGCUCCUUCUACUUUGAUCACUUUGUGGAAUCCUGUCGGUUUGGGAAACGUAAACCGGACCCAAGUAUCUUCACUGAAGCUCUCCAGAAGCUAGGUGUUCAGGCACAAGAGACAGUGUUUCUGGAUGACCUUGGACCUAAUGUAAAAGCUGCAAGAGAAAUGGGUAUCUCAACCAUCCUUGUGAAGGAUCCGUCUGCUGCCCUCAAGGAACUACAGGAAGUCACCGGUAUAGACGUAUGCCAAGAAGCCAAACCUAUUUCUGUUCAUCCUGACAGGGUCCCUCAUUCUUAUGCCACAACCAGGAGUGGAGUGAAGUUCCAUUAUGUUGAUGUUGGUAGUGGUCCACCGGUCAUCUUUUGUCACGGGUUCCCCGAAUCAUGGUAUGAAUGGAAAUCUCAGAUCCCUGCCGUAGCUGCUGCAGGUUUCCGUGUGAUUGCGAUGGACAUGAAAGGAUAUGGAGAGAGCAGUAAUCCACCAGAAAUUGAGGAGUACACAACAGAAAGGAUGUGUAAGGACAUGGCUGAAUUCAUGGAUGUCUUGUGCAUCCCUCAAGCUACUUUCAUUGGUCAUGACUGGGGUGGUAUGUUUGUAUGGAACUUUGCUACUCACUAUGCAGACAGGGUCAGUGCUGUAGGUGGUAUCUGCACCCCUUACUUUCCCGCUCAAAACAUUAUGAACCCUGUAGAGAAGAUGAAGAAAGAUCCAGGAUUGUAUGACUAUCAGCUUUACUUCAAUCAAGUGGGAGUAGCUGAAGCCGAACUUGAAGCCAACAUAGAGAAAUUCAUCAAAGCUUUCAUAAGACGCCCUCUGGAGGCAAAAGAAAUUGGAUUCACUGUUGCUGGAGUGAGAGCAAAAGGUGGUAUCUUGGCCGGUAUUGCGGAUGACAUCAAACUCAGUACUCUCCUUACAGAAGAUGAUCUGAAAUACUAUGUCAAACAAUUCAAAACAUGUGGACUCAGGAGCAUGCUAAAUUGGUAUCGUGUAACAGAAGCUAACUGGAAAUUUAGUCACCGUGCAAUUGGUCGAAAGUUGUACAUGCCUGCCUUGAUGGUAACCUGUGCCUGGGAUAGGGUCCUUCCACCCUCAGCAAGCAAAGCCAUGGAUCCAUUUGUGGUAAAUCUAACCAGAGCUCAGAUAGAAGACAGUGGACAUUGGGCAGCUCUAGAACAACCAAAGAAACUCAACAACAUCCUUGUUGAUUGGCUUAGUAAGGUGCAUAAAGAUUCCAGCCGACCAAUCUUCCCUUCUAGUCUGUAGAGAUACAGGCAUGAUGUAAGCUUCCCUUUGAUUGGCCAGUGACACUGAAGGGGAGACCGUAUGGACCAAUCUUGGACAUUAUUAGAAAAUAUAAAUUUUAAUACCUCAGUUCCUAGAAGAGAAACGAAAUGCUUAUAGUUGCAGAUUGUUGCCCUUGUUAUUCUUACAGUAAAAAAUCAUGUUAUUUGACAGGACAGUAUAAAUUAUUUGUACAUGAAGAUGAAGAUAUGUAAAGAUGGAAUAAGAUUUUAUACCAUACUCUCACCGACCCUAUCCUCUGUUUCUCGCUCUCUUCCUGCUUUAUAAAAUCACUUUGUUGUAGCUGCUAGCCGUUUCAGUUGUAUUACAUAGAUUAGGUUAAUUGGGAAGGGAAGGCACUCAACUGUACUGGUGUACAUAUGUUCAACCAGAUAAAAUAUGAAAUAAGGGUAGAUUUUUCUGUUCCAAAAGAUGUGACACAUGUGUUUAUGUCAAGUGUGUCAAAAUUGCCAAAGAUAAGAAGAAAGGAAUGCAUUUUCUAUCAAGAUAAGAUGAAAACUUCUUCAUUUGUAUUAGGGAUAUCUUUUACCACAUUCGAUCUGGAUUUUUUUUUUGGGGGGGGGGGGGGAUCUAAAUUCCCUUGAUUAGCGGCAUGCUUUACAGGGUUUGGAGAUUUAAAACAUACACAGAAAGCAAAUGAAAGUGUGAAUAGGGGUCUAUUUUGAAAAAUGAAAAAUAUGCCAUAAAGGUUAGUUUGUAAUACCUUUAGCUGUGUGUGUACAGCAAUGUGAUUCGGUGGUUACGCCUUGUGAAAAUCUAGUUGCAUUUGAUUUUAUAGUUACAUUUGGAUGCCAUGCCAUAUUCUUCUGCAAUAGACCCCAGGGUACAUACUCUUGAUUUCAAUUCUGAACUCUGAUUGAGCAACUCUGCUUUUGACCGUGCAUGGUAUAUGUUUGCUCCAUGUUGAUUGGUCGUGUCGUGUAAUUUGAUAGUGCAAGUAUGGAAAGACAAGAUAGUACAGUUGAAACUUAGUACAUGCUGAUCAUCAAUGUUAUCUAAUAGUAAGAAAUCAUGUUAAAGCUUUGACAAGGAGGGUGUUUCAUAAAGCUGUUUGAAUGUUACGACUGACUUUAUGCACAACUGGUGAUCAUUUCUUGGGCUGAACGACCCCUAUGUAACCUGACUUGGCACUUGUUAUCCAAAUGAUGUAACCUGACUUGGCACCAAAGAAUGUGUUCUAGUCGUGCAUAACGUUGUGCGUAACUUCACAGACAGUUUUAUGAAACACGUACCAGAUGGGUCUCUCAUAAAGAUGUUUGUAAUUUACAAAUGAUUUCAUGCAUGACUGGUGAUCCUUUCUCAGGCCAAAUUAUCUAUCCAUGUGUAGCUGACUAAGCACCUACUAGUAGGAACAUGUUCCAUUCAUGCUUAAAGUUGUGCAUAAAUUUACAAAUGGAUUUGUGAAACACCCCUCAGAAUACUUUAUUGUUGAAUCGGGUAAAGAGAUCUGUAUUCAAUGGUCCGUAUUCUGAAGUCAGGUUUAAUGUAGACCAUGGAGCUACUAAUAUGCUUAGACCAUGGUCUAAUUCUCUGCUGAAAUUAUGGCGAGCCAAAUAUCCCAAAUUUUGCUUACAUACAUUUCUAAUAUUUACUAUUUUGUUUCCCUUUGCUUUCUUAAUGAAGAAAAUAUUUCAGUUAUCAUUCUGAGACAUUUAUAAAUGAUUUGAGCGCCAUAAAAUUGAAUAAAUUGAACAUGUACUAAUAGAGAUUUGUGCCCCAAUUGGCUCUCUCCAUAGUUAAACUACAACUUUAAACCAGGGUUUAAUUUAAACCCGAGUUCAGAAUACGGGCCAUUGAGUUUUGACCAUAGUAUUAUGAUAGGCAUAAUUUGCCUGGAUAUCUGUGAGUAUUAAUUAAUAUGCAAUAACUGCCCCUUUGCUGUUAUCCAAAUUCUGUCUUAAUGUACUGUCAUUAUAAUGAUUAAGUCCUAUAUAUUUGUUAUUGAAUAAUUUAAUAAUAUAGUUAAAUAAUUCUUUGAAGAACUGAAAUAUUUUUGUAAUUUUUAUGAGAUAUAUUGUAUGGAUAUGUGAUUUCAUUAUAAAAGAAACAUAUGAUAAAAAUAAA